ACCUCCAUAUGAAGCAGGUACAGCCCUCAAAAGAAAAAUAAAAUGGUGAGUGGGGUUUGGCUCAUGGGUGCACCAGACACCCUAGGGACCACUGCCUCGCUGCAGCCCCACAGGGGUGUCCGGGGCCUCUAGCUCCUGUGCCUACAAGCCCCAGUUCCUCACACCUGGGGUGUCUUGGUCUCAUUCAGACCAGACCAGGACCAGAGGCCCUGCCUCUCAGGCCAGUAGGUCCAGUGCAGGCUCACAGGACACUUUUCCUGUCCAGUCUAGGAGCACACACUCCCUGGGCCGGGCACACCUGACAGUGGCUGUGUUCCAUCUCCCCACCUGCCCCACACCCAGGAGGGGCUUCCAUCCUGCUCUUUUCAGAUCCCUUUGCACUUGCAGGACUAGGGCUCUGGCCACUGAGAUUCAUGUGGGCUCAGGUCCACACUCUGCUGUACCGGCCAGCACACAAGAGCCUUUUCCUCUCUCCACCACGCGAGGGCCGCCUUAGCCAGUUGAGAAAGGGCCUGGCCAGGGAGCCUGGGUUUCAGCCAGCACCAGAGGGUCAGCCUCCCCGACCCCCUUCAGCCCCAUCGUCAGAGGAGAGCCAGGCCACACACACCAGACACCUUCGUGCUGCAGAGGCCUCACCCUCAAUAGAAAGGGUUUAGAACUGACUCGAAAACCUGCUGCCAGAGUGUGACUGUGAGAAGGGGCGUGGAGAAGGCUGCAGAAUCUCCCUGGGGAAGGGAGCAGAAGCCCCCAUCGCUGGGCCGAACGCGGAGUGCCUGCCCCUCUGCCUCUGGUGAUGCCCAGGAGCAGGCCCGCGGGAGCCUGCCCUGGGACAGACCCUGGCCUGCAGUUGGGUAGGGGAACCCGCGGGGCUGGCCAGCCCUGCCCCCUCCUGAAGGGCAGCUUUGAUCCCUGGGCCCUCAUAUCCCUGAGCCCAGGCCCGGGAGGGAGGAGGGGCUCCGGUUACAGCCCUUUCCCCUCCCCUCUCCGGCCAGUGCCGCCCUUCUCCGCCCCUCGGUGACCCUCGUGGCCAGUGUCUCUGUGCUCCUGGGCCUUGGCCCCUCCCCAGACUUCCUCCCCUCUCCCCGCCCGCUGCCCUGAGCUGACCAGAGGGGCCAGGCGGGGGAGGGGCCGGUGCCACAUGCACAGACUCAGCUCCAGAGACCCGGAACCCACCCAGCGUCUGCUGUGAGCGCCGGCCUUGGGGGACAGAGGGGAGCCCUGGGGCAGAAGGCCGGGGCGCCAUCCGCAGCCCUGGGAGGGUGGAUGCCUGCAGACGGGAGGCUCGGCAGGGCCUGAGGAGGGGAGGGGCCAGCGGCCACACCCCCCCAGCCCCUGGGCCCGCGGUCCCCAUGCCGGCCCUGAGGCCACUCCUGCCGCUGUUCCUGCUGGCUGGGCUGACUGUGGGGGCCAGCCUGCCGCCGGGGCCCGGGGACCACCCGGGUGUGUGCCCCAACCAGCUCAGCCCCAACCUGUGGGUGGACGCCCAGAGCACCUGUGAGCGUGAGUGCGGCGGAGACCAGGACUGUGCGGCCACCGAGAAGUGCUGCACCAAUGUGUGCGGGCUGCAGAGCUGUGUGGCAGCGCGCUUCCCUGGCGGCAGCCCGGCUGCACCCACUCUGACAGCCUCGUGCCAGGGCUUCGUGUGCCAGCAGCAGGGCUCCGACUGCGACAUCUGGGAUGGGCAGCCUGUGUGCCGCUGCCGUGACCGCUGCGAGAAGGAGCCCAGCUUCACCUGCGCCUCGGAUGGCCUCACCUACUACAACCGCUGCUACAUGGACGCCGAGGCCUGCCUGCGUGGCCUCCGCCUGCAUGUCGUGCCCUGCAAGCAUUUCCUCAGCUGGCCACCCAGCAGCCCCGGGCCCCCUGAGACCACCGCCCGCCCGCCGCCCGAGGACGCCCCGGUGCCGCCUGCUCUCUACAGCAGCCCUGCCCCGCAGGCUGUGUACGUGGGGGGCACAGCCAGCCUCCACUGCGACGUCAGUGGCCGCCCGCCGCCCGCAGUGACCUGGGAGAAGCAGAGUGACCAGCGGGAGCACCUGAUCAUGCGGCCGGACCAGAUGUACGGCAACGUGGUGGUCACCAGCAUCGGGCAGCUGGUGCUUUACAACGCGCGGCCCGAGGAUGCCGGCCUCUACACGUGCACCGCUCGCAAUGCUGCUGGCCUGCUGCGGGUCGACUUCCCGCUGUCCGUGGUCCAUCGGGAGCUGGCUGGGGACGGGCCCACCGCCACCCCCCCGGCCCAGUGCCUGCCCAGCACGCAGGCCUGUGUCGGGCCCCCAUCUGGCCGCGUCCUCUGGCACUUUGACCCGCGGCGGGGCGGCUGCAUGACCUUCCCAGCUGGCAGCUGUGCGAGGGGGGCCCAGGGCUUCGAGACCUACGAGGCGUGCCAGCAGGCCUGUGCCCACGGCCCCCGGGAUGCCUGCGUGCUGCCGGCCGUGCAGGGCCCCUGCCAGGGCUGGGAGCCUCGCUGGGCCUACAGCCCGCUGCUGCAGCAGUGCCACCCCUUCGUGUACAGCGGCUGCGAGGGCAACGGCAACAACUUCGAGAGCCGAGAGAGCUGUGAGGGGGCCUGCCCCGUGCCGCGGACGCCGCCCUGCCGGGCCUGCCGGCUCCGGAGCAAGCUGGCGCUCAGCCUGUGCCGCAGUGACUUCGCCAUCGUGGGGCGGCUCACCGAGGUGCUGGAGGAGCCCGAGGCGGGCAGCGGUGGCAUCGCACGCGUGGCUCUGGACGACGUGCUCAAGGAUGACAAGAUGGGCCUCAGGUUCCUGGGCACCAAGUACCUGGAGGUGACACUGAGCGGCAUGGACCGGGCCUGCCCCUGCCCCAACGUGACAGCUGGCGACGGCCCGCUGGUCAUCAUGGGCGAGGUGCGAGAUGGCGUGGCCAUGCUGGAUGCGGGCAGCUAUGUCCAUGCUGCCAGCGAGAAGCGAGUCAAGAAGAUCUCAGAGCUGCUAGAGAGAAAGGCCUGUGAGCUGCUCAACCGCUUCCAGGACUAGCCUGCCCUCCCCACACCCCUCUACCCGCAGCCCCAGGCCCAUGCCCCUCCACCCCCGGCCAUUGAAUAAAAGCAUCCUGGACCUCA
This is a messenger RNA of Phacochoerus africanus (Common warthog), 3082 nucleotides long. It is a transcript of the gene WFIKKN1, whose product is annotated as WAP, follistatin/kazal, immunoglobulin, kunitz and netrin domain containing 1. Bases 1350 to 2996 code for a protein of 548 amino acids. Gene Ontology annotation, molecular function: receptor antagonist activity; serine-type endopeptidase inhibitor activity; transforming growth factor beta binding. Gene Ontology annotation, cellular component: extracellular region. The record is from RefSeq and is a predicted model, not a curated record. The transcript is spliced from 2 exons. NCBI's taxonomy places the organism in Eukaryota, Metazoa, Chordata, Mammalia, Artiodactyla, Suidae. Gene Ontology annotation, biological process: negative regulation of transforming growth factor beta receptor signaling pathway.